AUGACGAACUAUUCUAUUCUGCCUUCAGACUCGCGGGUUACGUUGUCCACGUCUACUGAGCAGGUUUCUGGUUUAAUUAGCGCUGAUCUCGCGGGGAUCCAGCCCAAGGAGUUGCCGCAGACAUUCGGAGAUCCCAAGGAUCUGGAGUCUGAGGAGGAGGAGGAAGAGGAGGAGGAUGAUGACGAUGAGCAGUUGUUGGAUGAUAUUUACGAGGAGUCGCAGGAUGCGGGCGGUGCUGCGGGCGGUGGUGGUGGUGCCGCUGGUGCCGCCGCUGCGGAGGAGCAGGCGGGGGACUCGAAGACCUGGCGCGGACGUCCGUCGUCGUGUGUGUUUGUUGCUUCGUUGGCGGCUUCUUUAACGGAUGACGAUCUGUGUGUGUCUGUGACGGAGGCUUUCAAGAAGUACGGUGAGCUGUCGAUGGUGAAGGUGUUGAGGGAUCCUUCGAACAGGCCGUAUGCGUUUGUGCAGUACACCAACGACAACGACGCCAAACGGGCGUUGAAGCAGGCGCAGGGAACGUUGUUGAAUGGGCGGACGAUCCGUUGUGAGAAGGCCAAGGUCAACCGUACCUUGUUUAUUUCUACUAGAAACAGAAAAACGCCGGAGGUUACGUCCGACGAGAUCAUCCAGUUGUGUUCCUCCUUUGGAGAGUUGGAGCAGUUGGUUGCCAGUAGAGAAUACGCGUUCAAGAAAAACUAUUACCCUAUUGAUAGAUCAUCGGCUUGGUUUGUGCAGUUUGCGUACCGUGACGACGCCAUCCGGGCCUUUAUUAAUUUGAAGCCCGGUUACGACUGGACUGUUGAGUGGGUGCAGAACAUCGAGGUUCCUAGAAGGUUAAAUCUUUUGAAGAAGGCCAGGUUGAGAAGUGCUGCUUCCGGUGCAGUUAGCAAGUCUGGGCCUGCUGCUGCUCCGGCCGCGACGACCGCGAUGGCUACCGCGCCUGCUGCCACCGCGCCUGUAACUCCGGGCGGUAGUGCUGCAGCAUCUGUACCUGCUGCAACAACAACACACAGUGAAUCUGAAGGGGAAGAGUAUUACGAUGAAGAUGAGGAGGAGGAGGAUGAGGAGGAAGAGGAAGAAACGAUGGACCCGAUUGUUAUUGAUAAGAAAUCCAUAUUUGUAAGUCAGCUGGAUCCAAGCGUUACAAAGGAGAAGUUGACUCAGAGGUUCUCCAAGCAUGGUAAAGUGGAGGAUGUGAAUUUGAUAUUCAAAGACAACAACACCAAGGUGUUUGCAUUUAUCAAAUAUGAAACCGAAGAGGCUACUGCGACCGCUUUGGAAAGGGAAAACCACGCUAGCUUUUUGAACAGAACAAUGCAUGUUCAGUAUAGAGAGGUUGGCGGCCACAGGUCCAGGCGCUUCCGCGGACAAAGAAGAAACACAUACCGCCGCCACAACAUGCACCACAUCCAUGGGCCCAGAUUGAGUCUUGCUCCGCCUCCUAUUAACAUUGGCAGGCGGGCAAGCACGGGUUCGUUCCAGACCUUGCCUUAUUCGCCAUACCAAUACUUCCCGCCAUUGAAAUCCAACAGCAACUUCUUGAAGGACAAGAGGCGCAAGAGUUUUGCCGUCGCCUGUGGAGCUGGUUCUCGUGCAAACGAUGGUGGGGAAGGUUCUGAGUUUGGGUUUAAUUUAGAGACUUCUUCGGAACUUUCUGGCUCUGCCGGUAACGACGACGGGGCAUCCACCUACGCCACGACAAACUACAAUGGCUCCUCUGCAGGUGGACCCCCUAUAAACACCAAGGGCAACCCCAACAGUAAUACUGUUAGAAGAAAGAAUUCCGGCAAAAAGCGUUUCUACAAUAGCCACAGCAACAACGGUAGCAACACAAAUAUGCACAUGCAUGGGUUUGAUCCAUACUACUACCAACCACCAUAUUACUACCCAAUGGAUUACUCCAUUCCACCACCACCACCAGGUUCAAAUCCAAACCAACCAUUUUACUUUUAUUACCCAAUACCACCACCUCCAAACGGUUCUAUGAACGGUAGCAUGCCAAUGAACCCGGUACCAGGCAUGAUGACACCAAUGUUAGACCAACCUUAUAUGCCAAUUGAUAUGAGUCAGGAUCCUUCAAAUGGCAAUGGUAACGAGUUGCCACAAUCUUUGGAUUACUGA
Molecule: messenger RNA, 2121 nt
Organism: Eremothecium cymbalariae DBVPG#7215
Lineage: Eukaryota; Fungi; Ascomycota; Saccharomycetes; Saccharomycetales; Saccharomycetaceae
Gene: RIM4
Product: Rim4p
Exons: 1
Coding region: 1-2121 (706 amino acids)
Biological process (GO): mRNA splicing, via spliceosome
Cellular component (GO): precatalytic spliceosome; U12-type spliceosomal complex
Molecular function (GO): mRNA binding; snRNA binding
Source: RefSeq, a predicted model, not a curated record